Molecule: messenger RNA, 5430 nt
Organism: Penicillium riverlandense
Lineage: Eukaryota; Fungi; Ascomycota; Eurotiomycetes; Eurotiales; Aspergillaceae
Gene: utp10
Product: snoRNA-binding rRNA-processing protein UTP10
Exons: 3
Coding region: 1-5430 (1809 amino acids)
Biological process (GO): maturation of SSU-rRNA from tricistronic rRNA transcript (SSU-rRNA, 5.8S rRNA, LSU-rRNA); positive regulation of transcription by RNA polymerase I
Cellular component (GO): t-UTP complex; small-subunit processome; 90S preribosome
Molecular function (GO): snoRNA binding
Source: RefSeq, a predicted model, not a curated record
AUGGCCUCGUCCCUUGCAGCGCAGCUGUCGCAAAUUGCGGCAAAGUCGACUCACGAGCUCGACUUGAAAGCGCAGAGAAUCUCGCACUCGCAAUCACUGAUCUUCGACCAGAAGGUUGCCGGGUCGCAGGAUUUCGACACGAUCUUCGAUAUCUGCUAUGAAGGGUUCCACGAACUGUGUUCCUUGGACCCCCGUUUCACCGAGUUUGAGCGCUCGAUUUUCAGCGAACAAAGCAAAGCCGAAGACCGAACCCAACUAAAUGCGGCCCAGAACCAGGAACUGGACGCCGUGAUAGAGGCUUUUCUUGCUUUGGUUGGAGGCAGAUUACAGCUGAGCCCCGCUGUCAAAGCUGUGGAUUGGCUUGUCAGACGUUUUAGAAUCCACGAGCACAACCUUGCUUGCGUUUUGUUAACCUUCCUUCCCUACCACACGACUCCUCUUUUCCUCAACCUGCUCUCGAUUCUGCCGGACGACCUAACCCCGACUUUCAAAGUCCUUUACCCGUACAAGAACAGUCUGAUCAACCCGGCCAGACACCCUCUCGUGCACAGUGCCACUACGAACAGACCGUUUUUCUCGGCGUUGAAUGAAUAUGUCCUCAAGGUGUGCCGACAGCAGGCGCAAAGUCAUGCGCUACUUUCUUUCUGGGCCGGGAUCGUCACCGAGGCAGUGGCUGCCAUGCUGGAUGCUGCUCGCUCGGGAAGGAGAGAAGUAGAGAAGCAAAAGCACGAAGAUAUUAUCCUGCGCGUUCUUCCCGUCCUGAGCUCCGCAUUCACGAUGAAGAAAGUCUCCGAAUUGAUCAUCAGCUCCUACAUGAUCAGUGUCGUCCUGGCCCAAAAGGCUUCACUUACGGACGACGUGGUUGAUAGCCUCAUGGAGAGCGUGGUGAGCUCCUGGACAGACGAGACCAUGAGCUCCGGCCUUAUCUGUCUUUCUGUUCUCGCACAGCAAAAGCCGUCGACCACCCUCCCCAAAAAGGUGUUUAAAGCUAUUCUUCGACUUGACAAUGCUAUCAGCAACCUAUCCGAGGUCGCCUCGCAAUAUCGAACAUCCAAUCUUUUGCUUUCACUGGUGGCUGGCUGUCUUAGCGACCUCGAUAAGCAAAAGGAUGACGCGCGACUAAAUUUACUGUCCUCAAUUUUCGACAAGAAACUGCUUAGCGACGUCGACCUCAGCAAUGCCUUGACUAUGGUGCUUGAAGCAGCGAGCAAUUCCGACAAGACCCGCGGAAUGUCUUUGGACAUCCAGACACGCCUCGCUGACUUGGUUCAAGGGUUCAACCGGUCGGAAAUUCUUCAACCGGUCCUCCAGAAAGCCUUGGCCGAACCAUCCGUCAAUGUCCCUGCCCUGGAACACAAUCUACAGACUGUGGUUGAGGCAAUUGUUCCGUCACCAGCAAUUGCAGAUGUGGAGAUGGAAGAUGCGGACAAAGAUCAGGAAGCGGACAGAUUUACCCCAGCUCUGGAAUCUUUGUCGAAGAAUACUCUCUUCUCCUCCUCUUUCCUCAGUGCGCAAUCGAUUCCGGACUUUGAUAGCUUGGUGCAGACCUUCGUUUUGGGUGCCGAAUCUAAAGAUCGGCUUGAGCUUUUCACCAAUUUGCCCGCUUUGGGCAAGACUGAGGCCACAAAAUCCCCUCAAUUCUUGUCAUUUUUCGUCAGAGUACUCUCGGGUCCUUAUCCUAAUGGAACGAAGGUUGCCGCUUUGACUGUCAUCUCAUCCACUAUCGCCUCCGCGCCUGUUGACUUUGACCCCCAAGCGCUACUGCCUUUCCUAGUUGUUGCACUUUCAGAUCCCUCUGAGCGGAUCCGCCGCGAGACAGCUGGCGUGUUGGCUGUAAUUGGUUCCUUAUACAAGAAAAGCAACAAGGCGGAUGCCGACUCUAAAAAGCCGUGGGCUUAUAAUACGAUUUAUGGCCAAGGCAAACAAGCAGCGGACAUUCUCUGGCUCUCGGCGCGUGAUACGACAAAAGUGCUCGAGCGCGCAUUGCUUCCGGCCCUGGAAGAGUGUAUUCUUGACUCGAAUCACGCUGGAAGAGUCAUAGAGGCUGCCUUGCGAGGGACUGCAUUGCAUGAAGAGUCCGGUGGUGAGGAGCUGAAGAAGUCCCUUCGGCUUAGCCUUUUCAACUUCCUCUGCUCGCAAACGAUCAACAUGCCAACAUUUGCACCUAAAUUUGUCUUACUCUCGAUGAUCAACCAUGUCGAUAAGGUCUCUGGAACAACCCGAACUCAACAACUCCUCCCUUUGCUACAGAAAUGGCGUGAUUUGAACCAGAAGGCCGUUGAUGAAAUCUGCUCUGAGGAGCGCUUGUCGGCUAUUGAUAUGGAUCACCAAAUGGCAGCCAUUGUCACGUCCAAAGACAAGGAUGCUAUCAAUUCCCUCUUGUCGACUGUCAGCUCUGGCGCCGAAACCCUAAGACCUUCAUUUGUCGCCGCUUGUUUCGGUCGAAUGAAGGAGGUCUGGACCAAAAUCCCAGAGGAUGGUCAGCUCUCCGUGUCCGAAAAAUUGCUGGACAUCUCACUUGGCAUAUCUACCGAUAGCCCGUUGUUGGCAAACAGCUGCCGGGAUGUCCUUCGCAGUGUUGAGCUUCCGGGGGCCGUCCUAGUUAACUUCAUUGCGAAGAUUCCUGUGUCUCUCACAGACAUUGAAGCUCUUGGCCCUGCGCCCAAGCGAAGGCGCACCAGUCAGAACAACAUGGUCGCCAUGACUGUCAAGGAUGAAGCUGAGCUCAGCAAGCUGAUGAACAAGAUGACUUUUAUUCUCGAGAUUGUGGAUAGCUCUGCACCAGAAUCUCAUCCUGGGUUGGCCGGCGGUUUGUUCCAGACCCUUGCUGCUCUUCAUCAUUUCAAGUCACAGAUCCAGUCUGGCAUGACUUAUCUGCUCAGUCUAACCUUGGGAGGCCUUUUGGCUAUUGUUAACAAAUCGAAGGGAGCUGCGAAGCCUCAGUUUAAUCCUUCGGUUAUUCGCGCAGAUCUGGUGGUGGAUUGUGUACGGACGACCGACAGCCCUCAGGUACAAAAUGCAGCCCUCCUUCUCGUGGCUGGACUAUCUGUAAUUGCUCCCGAGUUGGUGCUUCACAGUGUGAUGCCGAUCUUCACAUUCAUGGGCUCCAGCGUUCUCCGCAAGGACGAUGACUAUUCAGUGUCCGUAAUCGACCAGACUAUCGAUCAGGUUGUCCCAGCGCUUAUUCAGUCGUUGCGCAACCAAAAGAGAGAUAUUGUGUCUGGAACCUCGGAGUUGCUCCUCAGCUUCACUGCUGCAUUUGAGCAUAUCCCAUCCCACCGCCGUCUCCGCCUUUUCCAUGCUCUGAUCAGCAAACUUGGAACUCAGGAUUUCUUGUUCGCCGUGUUGGCAAUGCUUGCAAAUCGGUACUCAACAGAAAAGGAUGUUCUCACGCUCAUGACGGGCCUGGUUUCGGAUGCCAGUGCUGUUGUGGAGCUCACUACCUACAGCAAGUAUCUCAACCUCGUCAGCGAUGCACUCAAGACCAAGCCCGGUAUCUCACGGGUUCUGUUGGGAAUUGGGAGUGAUGACGGGCGCGACCCUCACAAGGUCGCUGUCGACCUGCAGCGCGUGUUGGCUCACCUGCUCAAACAUUCGUCCCUCAAGUCAAAGAUUGAAACAGCCUUUGAAUCGGAAGGUGAGAAUGCUGACCAAGUCCGCGGCUGUUUCUCUCGCAUCUUGGAACAGGUUCUGGCCAUUGGAGACUCGGUGCAAAGCAUAAAGUCCGUAAGCCAGGCGUGUGGCGAGGUUCUCGGCUCCUUGUUUAGUACUCUGUCUCUUGUCGACUUCUUGGACACGAUUGAAGUCCUGCUCCAGGGACCAAACGAUGAACUCCGGCGCAAGGUUCUCCGUCUCCUUGAGAGUCGGCUGCGCGGGAACCCUGAGCGUGACAGCGUCUCUCAGAUCCGUGUCCUUGAUUUCCUGCCCACCUUGGUGCAUAUUGUGGAAUCAUCGCCCGAUACGCUCCUCAAGCAUGCUGCUGUCGCUUGUAUCGAUCGUAUCACCGACAAAUACGGCAGAAAGGAUCCAUCGAAGGUCAUCCCUGCUGCCAAAGUUGUUGCAAGUGCUUCUUGUAUCGGCCAAUCUGAUGACCGCAUUCGGAUCAUGGGUGUGCUGUGUCUUGCGUCUAUGGCAGAGGUGCUGGGUCAGGCCAUGAUCCCUGCACUUCCGGAUGCUCUGAGCCAGUCUCUGAACUUGCUCGAUCUCAGUCUUGCUCCUGGAAAGGAAAACUCGAGGCUGCACGAUGCCGUGUUCUCUCUUUUCUCUGCCCUCUUUGUCCAUCUGCCCUUCAUGAUCUCGGCUGGUCACUUGGACAAGGUUUUGCUUCUCUCAUUCAAGUCGGCCAAUUCUGAUAUGGAAGAAAGCGGAGACGAUGGCCGUCAAGAAGCUCUUCGGUUGAUGGCACGAAAGGUUGAUGUGAGCGCGACCCUUGGUGCAAUCGAGCGCAAUUGGCAACGUGGGGUGGAAGUCGGCCCGGCAGCCACCCAUGAAGCUCUGCAGAUUCUCAGUGUCGCUGUUGAGAAGCAUCCCAAAUCAGUCAUUGCCAAGAACAUCAACGUUCUCACCAAGAUUCUCUUCAAAGCCUUUGAUCUGCGUCGCGAGCAAGUUGCACUUGGCGAGCGUGCCGUCUUUGACUCUGCCGAUAUUGACGAAGUAGAAGCGACACUCAACGACGUCACGAUCAAGAUGAUUUACAAGCUCAACGACAGCACAUUCAGGCCCAUCUUUAUCAAAUUUGUGGAGUGGGCCACCACUGAUGCGUCCAAGAAGGAUCAACAGAGCCGAGCAGCACGACUUACGACGCUCUACAAAUUCCUCCAGGUCUUCUUCGGUACUCUUCAGUCAAUCGUCACCGGUUACUCGAGCUACAUUCUUGAGAACGUGGUUGAGGUGCUUGGCAUGGCCAGUCCAACCGACAAAGCUUCAAAGUCCCUUUGGUUGGCGUCACUGCGCAUGCUGCACAAUUCCUUCGAACAUGACCAAGAUGAUUUCUGGCAAUCUCCUUCACAUCUCGCCAGUAUCUCCGGGCCUCUGAUCUCACAACUGGGUCACGCUACCAAUUCAUCUACUGCAAAGCUGGUCAUUUCCGAGGCGGUUCCUGCCAUCACGGAGCUUGCCAUCGCUGCCGAUUCAACGGAUAACCACAAGGAGCUUAACUCUGCUCUUAUGAAGUACCUGCGCCCUUCGACCGCCCCUAAUGCUAGGUCGGCUGGCGGUGAUAACCCACAUACCCGUCUUGCGGCUUUGAAGGCCGAGCAGGCGCUCACCGAGCAGCUUGGUGAAGAAUGGCUUGCGCUCCUUCCCGAGAUGCUGCCGUACAUUAGUGAGUUGAUGGAAGAUGAGGACGAGAACGUUGAGAGAGAAGUGCGGAGGUGGGUGAAGCAGAUCGAGGGGGUGCUUGGCGAGAGACUCGAUGAUAUGUUGACUUAA